Molecule: messenger RNA, 1365 nt
Organism: Colletotrichum higginsianum IMI 349063
Lineage: Eukaryota; Fungi; Ascomycota; Sordariomycetes; Glomerellales; Glomerellaceae
Product: Duf914 domain membrane protein
Exons: 1
Coding region: 1-1365 (454 amino acids)
Biological process (GO): transmembrane transport
Cellular component (GO): membrane
Molecular function (GO): transmembrane transporter activity
Source: RefSeq, a predicted model, not a curated record
AUGCCCGGUAUCUCAUCCCGCCUCGAGACCAUCCUGUCGCUACCGCCCCUGCGCUUUCCCUUCGCCGGGCGGAUCGCAGAAACCGGCACCCAUACCGACACCGACACCGACCCCCGCCGACAGAGACACACCUACGAGCCGCUACCCACCAUGGACGACACGGCCAAGAACCUGUACGCGGCGCCGGUGACGACGACGCAGAUUACGGCCGGACCCGACGAGUCGGAGCUCGUCAACCAGGGCCUGCACGACAUCGAGGCGCGCAAGGUGCACUGGUGGAGCUACUUCACGACGCUCGACUUCUGGAUCGUCCUCCUCAUCGGCCAGAUCCUCGCCCUGUGCAUCACGUCGACCAACACCUUCACCUCGUUCCUCGCCAACAACGGCGUCUCCAUCCCGGCCUUCCAGACCGUCUUCAACUACAUCCUCCUCUUUCUCAUCUACUUCCCCGUCACCAUCUGGAAGUACGGCUUCAAGAAGUGGGCGGGGAUCGUUGUGCGCGACGGCUGGAAGUACUUCAUCCUCUCCUUCCUCGACGUCGAGGGCAACUACUUCACCGUGCUCGCCUACCGCUACACCAACAUCCUCUCGGCCCAGCUGCUCAAUUUCUGGGCCAUUGUCGUCGUCAUCGUGCUGUCCUUCUUCCUGCUGCGCGUGCGCUACAAGAUCUUCCAGAUCGUCGGCAUCCUCGUCGCCAUCGGCGGCUGCGGUGUCCUGCUCGCCAGCGACCACCUCACCGGCUCCAACGGCGGGCCCGGCGUCGACCUCGUCAAGGGCGACCUCUUUGCCUUGCUCGGCGCCACCCUCUAUGGCGUCACGAACGUCGCCGAGGAGUGGUUCGUCAGCCGCCGGCCCGUGUACGAGGUGCUCUCCUUCAUGGGCAUGUGGGGCAUGUGCAUCAACGGCGUGCAGGCCGCCAUCUUCGACCGCGACUCGUUCCGUGAAGCCACCUGGAACGGCCCGGCCAUCGGCUACCUGCUGGGCUACACCUUCGCCCUUUGCCUGUUCUACAGCCUUGUGCCGCUGCUGCUGCGCAUGGCUAGCGCCGCCUUCUACAACAUCUCGCUGCUGACGGGCAACUUCUGGGGCAUCAUCAUCGGCGUCAACGUCUUUGGCUACGCCGUCCACUGGAUGUACCCCAUCGCCUUCGUGCUCAUUAUCCUCGGCCAGGUCGCCUACUUCCUCGCCGGCAGUAUGCUGGGCGAUUCCAAGAAGCCGUGGCUGGGCGACAACCAGGAGAACGGCGUCGCCGGCCUGGGCACCGCCAAGCUCAAGGCCAUUAACGCCGCGCGGAAGCGGCAGAUGGGCACUUCUGGGAUGACCGGCACCCGCGAGAGACGACCAUCUGCCGAAUCAGUUGUUUGA